UAAGUGUGACAUCGUCAAAUAUUGUGUAUCCUUUUCCUUUGUAAAAAAAAUAAUAUUUAAAAUAUUUAAACAGUUUGUUGCACAUUGAAGUUCCAGUUGAGAUUCAAAACAAACAAAAAAAAAAUUAACAGUUUGCAAUUGCAAAUCCUGACGUUUUGUCAUUCUAGAAGAAUGGUCAGAAUGAAACCGUUUUUGAACUUGGCAAAAUGCAUCAUAAUUGUGUUGAUGAUAACAAUGCCAUAUCCUGCCCGAUCAAAUGACCUGAUGGCUGUAACGGGUAGACUUUCUGGAAAAAUAAGACGGGAAGUUGCUCCAGAUCAUGUCCAUAUACAGAUGAUCGAUGUUAAGUGCGAUGCAGACGAUGGUAUGGUUGUAACUGUUCAAUUCGAACAGCCCUUCAAUGGCAUCAUCUACAGCCAAAGCUACUUCAAUGAUCCCAAAUGCAGAUAUGUUGAAGCUGGUAGUAACAGUAACGUUUACACUUUUAAAGUCUCCAUGAAUGGCUGCGGCAGUCGGCCUUCUUGUUCAAUUUGUGCAUCAGUGGAUAAUAUUUUAGUUAUUCAAUCAGAUGAAAAUGUUCAAGAAGUUUGGGACCAGGCUAGGAGGAUAACCUGUACUAAGAGCAGGGAGCAAGAGAAGACGGUAAUCUUCAAGCCAUUUGUAGUAGAGAUGCUUGAAGUGGUCCAGGUUCCCACACAAACUGGUGGCAUUGAGUGUUGGAUGGACAUACUCAAGGGUGAUUACUCUAACAACAAGCCUAUUAACGAAAUUGUCAAGAUUGGUGAACACAUAACGAUUUUGAUAUACUUGAGAGACCCAAGUAGGGAGUAUGAUAUCGUCGUUAGAGAUUGUUAUGCAUUCGAUAGUGAAGACUAUAAGGCCAAGACCACGAGUAUGCUGCAACUAUCAGAUAAAAGUGGUUGUUCCAAGAAACCCAAAUUGUUCGGAAGUUGGAUAAAGAAUGAUAAGCCAAACAAAGACGGAGCGACGAAAGUGGUAUAUAAUACCUUAAAUGCCUUUAAAUUCCCUGAGAGGGCACAAGUUUUUCUAAAAUGUGAUAUUGAGCUUUGUAAUGGGAAGUGUCAGGAGCCACGUUGUGAUGAUCCUGCAUUGCCACCGGAUGCAUAUAAUGAAAUUUCAUUUCCAAAGACAACAACUGAUUCAAAUCAAUGCUAUAAGGGUUCAGCAGACCCUAGAUGCAACCAACCACUAAAACCUAAAACAACUUAUUCACAAUGCAGUCCCGGAUCCACUGAUCCAAGGUGUUCAAAGGUCACAACAUAUCGCCCGAAGAUUACAACUAACCUGCCACCAUUAACUGAUUUUGCAAUAACAACUUUAAGAUCUCGCUGUUAUCCGGAUUCAAAGGAUCCCAUAUGUCAACCAGCUACAUCUAAGCCCACAACAACUGAUUGCUUUAUAGGUUCAACAGAUCCAAAUUGUCUCCAAACAACUGGUCCAAAAACAACAAGGCUUCCUUCAAAACCACCAUCAACUACCUCAAAAGAAGCUGGUUGUUAUCCAGGGUCAAAUAAUCCAAACUGUGGAAUAUCCACAGUUGCCCCUCGUUGCUUAGCAGGUUCUACAGACCUUCGAUGUCUAGAAAAAACAUCUGAUCCCACAUGCUUACCUGGCUCAAACGAUCCAAAGUGUGCCAAACGUCCGAUUCCUCCUACGUAUUCGCCUACAACCACUGGGAAUCCUAAUUGUUAUCCUGGCUCCAGUGAUUCUCGCUGUCAACAAGAAGCGACUUCUGUUUCUGUUACAACCCCACACUGUUAUCCAGGUUCCACAGAUCCAAAUUGUCCUCAAAAAACAACACCUAGUUCUCGUUGUUACCCAGGAUCCACUGACCCUAAAUGUAAACAAACAACUGCAAAUCCGAAAUGUUAUCCAGGUUCUCAGGACCCAAGCUGUCAAAGCUCAACACCUUCACCACCAAAUUGCUAUCCCGGAUCACCAGAUUCAAGGUGUCCCAAGCCUUCGAUUCCUCCGAGACAACCUUCUACAUAUUUGCCUCCAACCACAGGGAAUCCUAAUUGCUAUCCGGGCUCCACUGAUCCUCGCUGUCAACAAGUAACGACUCCAGUACCUACUGAUAUCCCACGGUGCUAUCCAGGUUCCACAGAUCCAAAUUGUCCUCAGCAAGCAAAUCCGCGUCCUGGUUGUUACCCAGGAUCCAAUGACCCUAAAUGUCAAGCAACGUCAACAAAUCCUAAAUGUUAUCCAGGUUCUCAAGACAAAAGCUGUCCGAAAGCAACAACUUCAAUACCAAAUUGCUAUCCCGGCUCACCCGAUUCAAGGUGUCCUAAGCCUCCGAUCUCUCCUAAGCAACCAUCUACUUAUUUGCCACCAACUACUGUUUCUCCUAACUGCUAUCCUGGCUCCAGUGAUUCCCGCUGUCAACAAGCAACGACUGCUUCUCCUGCUACAACCCCACGCUGUUAUCCAGGUUCCACAGAUCCAAAUUGUCCUCAGAAAACAACUCCAGGUCCUCGUUGUUACCCAGGAUCUACUGACCCUAAAUGUAAACAAACGACUUAUAGGGAACCUUCAACUUAUAUACCACCAACAACCAGUUCUCCAGAUUGCUAUCCUGGGUCCAGAGAUCAACGUUGCCCACAAACUACACCCCCAAUUCCUGUCACUUCGUCAAGCUGCUAUCCCGGUUCUAAAGAUCCAAAAUGUCCUCAGGUUACAACCCAAAAACCAGCUCCUCGUUGUUUCCCCGGAUCAACUGAUCCUAAAUGUCCACAAACACCAACAGAGCCAAAAUGCUCCUUAGGUUCCACGGAUCCGAGAUGUCCCCAAGGAACUACACAAAGAACAAUCACAACAAAAGUACCUAAUUGCUAUCAGGGAUCCAAAGACCCCAGAUGCCUCCAGGCAACAACUCCAUCACCAAAUUGCUAUCCCGGAUCACCAGAUCCUAGGUGUCCCAGGCCUCCAUUUUCUUCGAGACAACCUGCAACCUAUCUGCCUCCAACUGUCGGAGCUUCUUCUUGUUUCCCUGGUUCUAGUGAUCCUCGCUGUCGACAGGUUACGACUCCUAUUCCCUCUACAACUCAGCGGUGUUAUCCAGGUUCCACAGAUCCAAAUUGUCUCCAGAAAACAACACCUGGUCCUCGUUGUUACCCAGGAUCCACUGACCCUAAAUGUCAAUCAACGACUGCAGAUCCAAAAUGUUAUCCAGGUUCUCAGGAUCCAAGCUGUCUAAAAUUAACAAUUUCACCACCAAAUUGUUAUCCCGGCUCAUCCGAUAAACGAUGUCCCAAACUACCAGCACCUUCUAGGGAACCUUCAACUUAUAUACCACCAACAACCAGUGCUCCAGAUUGCUAUCCUGGAUCCAGAGAUCCACGUUGCCCACAAACUACAUCAACAGUUCCUGUCACGUCGUCAAGCUGUUAUCCCGGUUCUAAGGAUCCAAAAUGUCCUCAGGUUACAACCCAAAAACCAACUCCUCGUUGUUUCCCCGGAUCAACUGAUCCUAAAUGCCCACAAACACCAACAGAGCCAAAAUGCUUCUUAGGUUCCACGGAUCUGAGAUGUCCUCAAGGAACUACAGAAAGAACAAUCACAACAAAAGAACCCAAUUGUUAUCAGGGAUCCAAAGACCCCGGAUGCCUCCAGGCAACAACUCCAUCACCAAAUUGCUAUCCCGGAUCACAAGAUCCAAAGUGUCCCAGGCCUCCAUUUUCUUCAAGAAAACCUGCAACGUAUCUGCCUCCAACUGUCGGAGCUUCUUCUUGUUUCCCUGGUUCUAGUGAUCCUCGCUGUCGACAGGUUACGACUCCUAGUCCCUCCACAACUCAGCGGUGUUAUCCAGGUUCCACAGAUCCAAAUUGUCUCCCGAAAACAACACCUGGUCCUCGUUGUUACCCAGGAUCCACUGACCCUAAAUGUCAAUCAACGCCUGCAGAUCCAAAAUGUUAUCCAGGUUCUCAGGAUCCAAGCUGUCUAAAAUCAACAAUUUCACCACCAAAUUGUUAUCCCGGCUCAUCCGAUAAACGAUGUCCCAAACUACCAGCACCUUCUAGGGAACCUUCAACUUAUAUACCACCAACAACCAGUGGUCCAGAUUGCUAUCCUGGAUCCAGAGAUCUACGUUGCCCACAAACUACAUCAACAGUUCCUGUCACGUCGUCAAGCUGUUAUCCCGGUUCUAAGGAUCCAAAAUGUCCUCGGGUUACAACCCAAAAACCAACUCCUCGUUGUUUCCCCGGAUCAACUGAUCCUAAAUGCCCACAAACACCAACAGAGCCAAAAUGCUUCUUAGGUGCCACGGAUCCGAGAUGUCCCCAAGGAACUACACAAAGAACAAUCACAACAAAAGAACCCAAUUGUUAUCAGGGAUCCAAAGACCCCGGAUGCCUCCAGGCAACAACUCCAACACCAAAUUGCUAUCCCGGAUCACAAGAUCCAAAGUGUCCCAGGCCUCCAUUUUCUUCGAGAAAACCUGCAACGUAUCUGCCUCCAACUGUCGGAGCUUCUUCUUGUUUCCCUGGUUCUAGUGAUCCUCGCUGUCGACAGGUUACGACUCCUAGUCCCUCCACAACUCAGCGGUGUUAUCCAGGUUCCACAGAUCCAAAUUGUCUCCAGAAAACAACUCCUGGUCCUCGUUGUUACCCAGGAUCCACUGACCCUAAAUGCAAACAAACGACUUCUAGGGCACCUUCACUUUAUAUACCACUAACAACCAGUGCUCCAGAUUGCUAUCCUGGGUCCAGAGAUCCACGUUGCCCACAAACUACAUCAACUGGUCCUGUCACGUCGUCAAGCUGUUAUCCCGGUUCUAAAGAUCCAAAAUGUCCUCAGGUUACAACCCAAAAACCAGCUCCUCGUUGUUUCCCCGGAUCAACUGAUCCUAAAUGUCCACAAACACCAACAGAGCCAAAAUGCUUCUUAGGAUCCACGGAUCCGAGAUGUCCCCAAGAAACUACGCAAAGAACAAUCACAACAAAAGCACCUAAUUGUUAUCAGGGAUCCAAGGACCCCGGAUGCCUCCAGACAACAACUCCAUCACCAAAUUGCUAUCCCGGAUCACCAGAUCCUAGGUGUCCCAGGCCUCCAUUUUCUUCGAGACAACCUGCAACGUAUUUGCCUCCAACUGUCGGAGCUUCUUCUUGUUUCCCUGGUUCUAGUGAUCCUCGAUGUCGACAGGUUACAACUUCUAUACCCUCUACAACUCAGCGGUGUUAUCCAGGUUCCACAGAUCCAAAUUGUCUCCAGAAAACAACACCUGGUCCUCGUUGUUACCCAGGAUCCACUGACCCUAAAUGUCAAUCAACGACUGCAGAUCCAAAAUGUUAUCCAGGUUCUCAGGAUCCAAACUGUCUUAAAUCAACAAUUUCACCACCAAAUUGUUAUCCUGGCUCAUCCGAUAAACGAUGUCCCAAACUACCAGCACCUUCUAGGGAACCUUCAACUUAUAUACCACCAACAACCAGUGCUCCAGAUUGCUAUCCUGGAUCCAGAGAUCUACGUUGCCCACAAACUACAUCAACAGUUCCUGUCAAGUCGUCAAGCUGUUAUCCCGGUUCUAAGGAUCCAAAAUGUCCUCAGGUUACAACCCAAAAACCAGCUCCUCGUUGUUUCCCCGGAUCAACUGAUCCUAAAUGUCCACAAACACCAACAGAGCCAAAAUGCUUCUUAGGUUCCACGGAUCCGAGAUGUCCCCAAGGAACUACACAAAAAACAAUUACAAAAAAAGCACCUAAUUGUUAUCAGGGAUCUAAGGACCCCGGAUGCCUCCAGGCAACAACUCCAUCUCCAAGUUGCUACCCCGGAUCACCGGAUCCAAAGUGUCCCAGGCCUCCAUUUUCUUCGAGACAACCUGCAACGUAUUUGCCUCCAACUGUCGGAGCUUCUUCUUGUUUCCCUGGUUCUAGUGAUCCUCGCUGUCGACAGGUUACGACUCCUAGUCCCUCCACAACUCAGCGGUGUUAUCCAGGUUCCACAGAUCCAAAUUGUCUCCAGAAAACAACACCUGGUCCUAGUUGUUACCCAGGAUCCACUGACCCGAAAUGUCAAUCAACGACUGCAGAUCCAAAAUGUUAUCCAGGUUCUCAGGACCCAAGCUGUCUUAAAUCAACAAUUUCACCACCAAAUUGUUAUCCAGGCUCAUUCGAUAAACGAUGUCCCAAACUACCAGCACCUUCUAGGGAACCUUCAGCUUAUAUACCACCAACAACCAGUGCUCCAGAUUGCUAUCCUGGAUCCAGAGAUCCACGUUGCCCACAAACUACAUCAACAGUUCCUGUCACGUCGUCAAGCUGUUAUCCCGGUUCUAAAGAUCCAAAAUGUCAGGUUACAACCCAAAAAUCAACUCCUCGUUGUUUCCCCGGAUCAACUGAUCCUAAAUGUCCACAAACACCAACAGAGCCAAAAUGCUUCUUAGGUUCCACGGAUCCGAGAUGUCCCCAAGGAACUACACAAAGAACAAUCACAAAAAAAACACCUAAUUGUUAUCAGGGAUCCAAGGACCCCGGAUGCCUCCAGACAACAACUCCAUCACCAAAUUGCUAUCCUGGAUCACAAGAUCCAAAGUGUCCCAGGCCUCCAUUUUCUUCGAGACAACCUGCAACGUAUUUGCCUCCAACUGUCGGAGCUUCUUCUUGUUUCCCUGGUUCUAGUGAUCCUCGCUGUCUACAGGUUACGACUCCUAGUCCCGCUACAACUCAGCAGUGUUAUCCAGGUUCCACAGAUCCAAAUUGUCUUCAGAAAACUACACCUGGUCCUCGUUGUUACCCAGGAUCUAAUGACUCGAAAUGCCCACAAACAUCAGCAGCUCCAAAAUGUUAUCCAGGUUCUCAAGAGCAUGGGUGUCCAAAACAAAGUUCCACUCCUACUUCAGCAGCACCUGGUUGUUACCCAGGAUCAAGUGAUCCCCGGUGUCCUCAAACAACACCACCCACACCUGUAACCACCAGCGCACCAAACUGUUUUCCUGGUUCUUCUGAUGUGAGAUGUGGUGAAUCCUUGAAAACCACAACGGUUUCAUAUUGCUUCCCAGGUUCUUUAGAUCCACGGUGCCCCUCUACUGGCUACAAGGGUACAAGCAGAGUUCCGGCUACCUAUUUGCCUCCAUUUGAUAAGCCGGGUCAUGAUAGAACAGUUCGCAAAGCAAAAGAAAAUUCCCUAUUUGACGAAAUAAAUGGGCUUUUAUUCAGUGCCAACAACAUUUUUGAAGAGGAGUAUGAUGUGAAUUCUAAUAUUGAUGAUGAUGUUGAUGGGAGAAGCAAACGGAGUGUUGAAAAUUUAACUACGGAAGUUGAUGAUCUGAGUCCAAUUGAUGUAGAGUCUAACAUAUUGGAACGUAAAGUUCUUAAACGUAACACCAGCCCUCCUCAAAAAGAAAUCAUAACUAUUACUCUUAAUCUUCGAGGCAUUAAUUUCGAUGACGCCUAAAUAAAACAGGGCAUAGAAUGUACAGUUCCUUUUCAAAAAUGAUUUCAUAGACGUUAAAAUAAAAACAAAACAUGAAAUAUUAUAUUAUAUUAACCCUAAACCCUGAUUACCAUACCAGGUAAUCUAUAAAAUAUUUAUUAAUUACGCACAAAUAGAAAAUUAUUAUUAAUGUACAUAUAAACAAAUCAAUUUUUAUAGUGAAAAAAGCCAAUAAUAUGUUGGAAUAAAAUUAGGAAAUAGAUAAACUAGCGAACAAGGCUAUAACGAUUGAACUACCAUAAAUAAUGAUACAAAAUACUGCUUAUAAUAAGCUUGUCGGUUCAUAGUGUCAUAAAUUGUUGCAUCUUAAUUUUAUUUUAUUACAAAUACUUUGUUGUAUAUUUUCCAUAUAUAAAAUAAUUAAUUUUUAUACAAAUAUGAACUUAAUUAAGAAUUUAUACACAGAGCAAUAAAUAUACAUAUAUACAAGUAAUUAUUCA
Messenger RNA from Eupeodes corollae, 7889 nucleotides. RefSeq names its product mucin-2-like. NCBI's taxonomy places the organism in Eukaryota, Metazoa, Arthropoda, Insecta, Diptera, Syrphidae. The transcript is spliced from 4 exons. The record is from RefSeq and is a predicted model, not a curated record. The coding region runs from base 172 to 7410 and encodes 2412 amino acids.